Messenger RNA from Sardina pilchardus (European sardine), 802 nucleotides. It is a transcript of the gene scpp7, whose product is annotated as secretory calcium-binding phosphoprotein 7. The transcript is spliced from 9 exons. NCBI's taxonomy places the organism in Eukaryota, Metazoa, Chordata, Actinopteri, Clupeiformes, Clupeidae. The coding region runs from base 118 to 534 and encodes 138 amino acids. The record is from RefSeq and is a predicted model, not a curated record.
AUGCCCUUUUGUUCACAAAUGAAAUAAAUAGGAGCGAUGUUCCCCUCAAACCAAUUCAGUCAGCUCACACACCUCCUACACUCACUCUGAUCAUACCAAACCAAAGCUACUUUCACCAUGCAAGCCAUCAUUGUUCUUGCCUGUAUCGUGGGGAUGGCACUCUGUGCUCCUCAACAUGCCCCCUACAUUCAGGUGGAGAUUAAACAAGCUCCAGGGGUAGCUGGAGCCGCACCUGCAUCAGGGUCUUCUCUGCAGUCUAUCCUUGAUGCGCUGAGAGCUGCCCAGGCGGCUGGAGGGCCCCAGGUCAUUGUGAAGCAGGAGAUCCCUCAGCCCGCUGGCAGAGAGAGCGUGGAGAUCUUUUACCCCUUGGCCCCUGCCGCUCCUGCCGCUGCUGCGGUCCCUGUUGUCCCUGUUGUCCCUAAAGUCCCUGAUGUCCCUAUUGUCCCUGUCGUCCCUGUUGUCCCUGUUGUCCCCGCUGCGCCCGCAGCCCCUGCUAAGGCUCCUUCCAGUGAUGAUGAGGAGGAAGAUGAUUAGAAAACUACACUCGCCAAGCCAAUUCCUUGCCACUGGUAUCCAAGACCCGGAAUAAAGAUGUGACCUUGAUAGCUGCUUCCUCUUUCCUAACUUGAUCAUGCAAUGUACUCUUAGCUCCGCUGAGAGGCUCGAAAAUGUGGUGCUACUCCUCUGGCUUUCCGUUUCCCACGGGAAGCCAUUAAGCUCUUUCUGUUACCAUUUUGUAUACUGUAGUUUGUUUUGACAGAUUUAAAAAAAACUAAAUAAAUCUUAGAAUUUGUCACAUGAA